Molecule: messenger RNA, 1036 nt
Organism: Penicillium subrubescens
Lineage: Eukaryota; Fungi; Ascomycota; Eurotiomycetes; Eurotiales; Aspergillaceae
Product: E2 ubiquitin-conjugating protein UBC7
Exons: 2
Coding region: 245-748 (167 amino acids)
Cellular component (GO): endoplasmic reticulum; cytosol
Source: RefSeq, a predicted model, not a curated record
CCUUCCCACCUUCUACACUUAUUCCUCAACUAUCUGAUCUCUUCACAUUUACACUCGCGUCCCUUGUGUGACUUCAAAUUGUCUUCUGUACCUAACGACUGGAUCCAUCCCGAGUCUCCGUUCCGAACCAGUGCGGAAAUUUCCCGACUCGCCACCCGGCGGAAUCCAGCCCAUCCUCUUGGUCGUGUGCAGAACCCAACCUCUUCGACACCCUCUUACAACUUUCCCCUUCCUUCUAGCAGUCAUGGCUUCCUCGGUCGCCCAGAAACGUCUCUUCCAUGAAUACAAGAACCUCUCUACGAACCCGCCCGAGGGUAUCACGGCUGGCCCCGUCUCGGAGGAUGACAUGUUCUAUUGGGAAGCUCUGAUCGAGGGCCCUGGAGGCACUCCCUUCGAGGGUGGUGUGUUCGCUGCCGAGCUCAAGUUCCCCAAGGACUAUCCUUUGAGCCCUCCGACCAUGAAGUUCGUCGGUGGUGGAGUGUGGCACCCGAACGUAUACCCCAACGGAACAGUCUGCAUCUCAAUUCUCCACCCGCCUGGUGAUGACCCGAACCACUAUGAACAUGCCUCCGAGCGCUGGUCGCCCAUUCAGAGCGUGGAGAAGAUUCUCAUCUCAGUCAUGAGCAUGCUCGCUGAGCCAAACGACGAGAGUCCCGCCAACGUCGAAGCAGCCAAGAUGUGGCGUGAGCGACGGGCCGAGUACGAGCAGAAGGUCCGGGACGAGGUGCGCAAGGGAUUGGGUCUUUGAAAUAUAUCAGACCGGAAUACGUUGGUGCGGACGAAGAACACGUUUUGAUGAUUGGCGUUGGGACAUGAUUAUUCUUGAGUUUUGCAUGGCUUGGCUGGUGAUUGUUUUCUUUGUUGUACAGCUUGUAUGUAUAUCGAGCAUUCGGAAGAGAGAAUUCAUUCAUGAUUCCACUGAUAAGCUGCAUCUGCUCUAUGCUAGGGGGUUGGACCCCAACAUGUAUCUUAACUUCUGAAGUCUAUAAUACUCAGAUUACUUCUGGCCAAUAUCACGACACCGUCGCUUCCGUCC